UCCGUUCGUCUGAAGAGAGCAAUCCACUCUGAAAUAAGUUUGAUUAUUUAGUACCAAGUUGAGCAAGAGCCGGUUUUGGACUCUUUUUCAGGUUCAAAUCUAUUCUGCCAUACAUAAAUUAAUCAGUUCAUUCUCGGUUCUAUAGCAAAACUGUGUUCUUCCAAUAUAGAGGAGAUGCAAGAUAAUUUUGUUUGCUUCAUUUCGCUCUCUUCCCGUGCUAAUUAAUUUACAGUGGCAAAAACCAGCACUAUUCAGAACCUGGCAUUCAUGCAUUAAAACUGACCAGGUAAAGAUGCAGCUCAGUGCACAAUCAGCGUUCGUUCUCACGAUUUUGUGGCUGGUUUUGUCAUUCACGGAUGCACAAACAGAUCUAGCAAUCGACGCCGAAUGCGUAGUUCAAAGAACAAACCUACCAGGGAUAUGUCGGUUAGUGUCCGAGUGUCAAUCGGUAAUCGACGACAUACGAAACAGACGAGGGAAUCCCACCAAAUGUGGCUUCCAGAACAAAGUGCAGAUAGUGUGCUGUUCGGAUGGGGUUCAACCACAAACAACCCCAACUCCGUCGGCUUCGGUGAUGAGUAAUCACCCGCGUGCAGCAGAAAAAUGUGCUGAAUAUGGUGAAGCUGUGUUCUCGAAAGAAUACGUCAUUUCGCUUGGCGCAGACCAACCAAAGCUACAGCAGUUGGACAAAUGCGGCCACAAAGCGGUCGAGUUGAUUGUGGAUGGUGAAGCCGCCAAAGCGAGGGAAUUCCCGCACAUGGCUCUGAUUGGUUACGGGGCAGGGUCAGCAGUGCAGUAUCUGUGUGGCGGGUCGCUCGUAUCCGACAAAUUUGUGCUUACCGCUGGUCAUUGUACGAACUCGGUGGAGUUCGGCCAACCAACCACCGUCCGCCUGGGUGAACUAGCAUUGGACUCUACCAACGAUGAAGCCUUCCCAGAGGAUUACAACAUCGCAGAGCUGAUUCCUCAUCCAGAGUACAGACAAAUUUCCCAAUACAAUGAUAUCGCGUUACUGAAGCUCGAUCGCAAGGUUAUAUUCUCGCCGUACAUCCGACCGAUAUGUCUCCCUCUGACGGGAACACUCACUAACAAGCGAGCAAUUGCCACUGGUUGGGGAACGAUUGGAUAUAGCGAGGCGACCAGUCCCAUCCUGCUGAAAGUGGUGCUCGAUAUGUUCGGAUAUGACGAGUGCGCACAACAAUUUGAGGUUAACAGAAAACUGAAGGAUGGACUGCAGGAGAAAAGUCAGAUAUGCGCUGGCUCGCGGAACUCUUCCAAGGACACGUGCCAGGGUGAUUCCGGCGGACCACUACAAAUUUAUAACGAUAAUGUCUACUGCACCUACACCAUCAUCGGAAUUACCUCAUUUGGGAAAUAUUGUGGUCUCGCUGGAUCCCCCGGUGUGUACACUAGGGUUUACGAAUAUAUUUCCUGGAUAGAAAAUCUUAUAUUCUAAUCGAUGCGUGAACAAUAAAGCACUUACCUCAACGCUGAUACAAGUCACUCAUAAACA
Molecule: messenger RNA, 1513 nt
Organism: Toxorhynchites rutilus septentrionalis
Lineage: Eukaryota; Metazoa; Arthropoda; Insecta; Diptera; Culicidae
Product: serine protease snake-like
Exons: 5
Coding region: 293-1456 (387 amino acids)
Biological process (GO): proteolysis
Molecular function (GO): serine-type endopeptidase activity
Source: RefSeq, a predicted model, not a curated record